This is a messenger RNA of Lithohypha guttulata, 1932 nucleotides long. RefSeq lists its product as uncharacterized. The record is from RefSeq and is a predicted model, not a curated record. The transcript is spliced from 2 exons. Lineage: Eukaryota; Fungi; Ascomycota; Eurotiomycetes; Chaetothyriales; Trichomeriaceae. The coding region runs from base 1 to 1932 and encodes 643 amino acids.
AUGCCACCACUACAUGAUCCGAGCAGCCUUCGCGAUACUGUAGUUGCACCUCUGGAACGACAUGUAGCGGGUGCCAGUCACAAGUAUGGGCCGGUACAUCUGUCGGAUCAGGCUCAAGCUAUACUCGGUAAUGUCUAUAAUUUCAAUAGUGGCUUUCUGUCUCCUCAAAUCGAGGCACGUCAAGAUGUGGCACUACGUGGCCUAUACUACGAGCUGAUGAACUCCCGCCGAAACCAGAUAGUGUCUGCUGGCCAUGCAACGUGCAGUUGGAUAUUCCGCACCAACUUUCUGGCGUGGUUGUAUGACGACAAACCAAUCUUCUGGCUUUCUGGCAAGCCUGGCUCGGGCAAAUCGACCCUCAUGAAAUAUCUGUCGCACGCUGCGGCACUGCAGCAGGCACUACCGCAUGUCGCCACCAGCUGGCACGUUUCUGCUUUCUUCUUUGACUUCAGACAAGCAACCGAAAUCGGUAACAAUGUUGAAGGACUAAUUAGGUCAAUCCUGUAUCAGGUGUUAGACGAGGUACAGAAAAAGAACAUCGGGUUCGCAUCUCCAUUGUGCUCGAAAUAUCCUUCGUUAGAUGAACUCCGUGACAUCUUGUUACAAAUCUUCCAUACACUGGAUUAUCAUUUCUUGAUCUUGAUUGAUGGUCUGGAUGAGUUCUCGGGCAACGCGCGGACAAUGAUCGAGUUUCUUUCAGGUCUGCAAGACAACUCCAGGAUAAAGCUGUGCAUCGCCAGUCGCCCCACGCCCCUGAUAAAGCUUUUAUUCGAGCAGAUGGCUGUGCCGGAGCUGCAGGUAUCAGCUUACAACAUGCCAGGUAUUAAUCGAUAUAUCGACACUACAAUCGAGCAGUUCAAGCCAGUGUUAGAUCCACUGAAGUUACCGAAUCUCAACCACGAACUGCAAAGAAGAGCUGAUGGCGUGUUUCUUUGGGUCUGCCUGGCUAUCGAAGAUGUCCUUCUUGCAUGUGCAGAAGGAGCUAGUCCUAUGGAAGUCUUCCACAGAAUUAACGCCAUCCCCGAUGAGAUUUCGACACUCUAUGACAGGAUUGUCGUGCGAAUACCACAGCAACGGAAGCUGGAAGCAGCACUGAUUUAUGAAUUGGUAAGUACUGCCACUUUUCAGGUCUCGGUUCCCGUUUUACAAGCUGCGCUUCGCUUUGUCCUCGCUCAGCUAAACCAUGUCGACCAUGCAGCAGCCAUAUCCUGCUUGUCGACUGCAGACUUUUGCCGCAGGCUGCAAGCCACAAUGGGUGGCCUUCUGGAGACACGACUAUCAGAACUUUUCGAAGUUGAGCGAUACGCAGCUGUAAUACAAAUUCUUGAGAACUUGAAGUCAGAUACAGUGCCUGAACCUGUGAUGAGACCCAGCCAUGCACAUCGUGCGCCAUUCCGAGACCAUGUCACAGACCUAGACCAUACAGUUGUCCGACUGAUGCACGAGACCGUCAAGACGUUCACCGAGACAACCUUAUGGGUCGACCAGGCGCUUCCCGUGUCAUUCAGAAAAGCAUUUGCGCCUGAUCUGUGGACAUGUAUCUUUGAAAAGGUCAUCAUAUCCUGUAACGACAGCAUAGACACUACGGACAUCCAUUGCGUUGAGUCAUUGACGUACAGACCAUCCACAUACCUCCCUUUCCGACCGGGGUUCUUCGCUUUCGCGCGUCAACUGAAAUGUAUCUGCAAACUCGAGCACAGGCUUGAUGACCUGCUCUUGCUCUACUACAGUGUCAAACACCGUGGACUCCACAAGCUGUCCGAUUCUGUGAUUCGUGAGCAUGUUUCUUUCGGCAUUACAGAAGAUCGAGUUUCAGGCCUUUCACGUGAAACCAAUGCUCAGCUUGAUCUUCCACUGAUGAAGUGGAUCUCAGCAUGGCAAGGACGUUCACUUCCACCGUUACCUCUAGGUACACGUCGGUCGCGCAAUUGA